This is a messenger RNA of Arabis nemorensis, 1161 nucleotides long. The record is from the annotation of a GenBank genome assembly. Lineage: Eukaryota; Viridiplantae; Streptophyta; Magnoliopsida; Brassicales; Brassicaceae.
AUGGCUCACAAACCCAAACCCGCUAAACCCAGAGUUCUUCCUGGUAGUAGAGAUCGCGUCGGAUCUGGUGGUAGAGGUCUCGGUGGUGACCCUGGUGCUGGUACAUCCAGAGCCGAUGCUGGUGGCGGAGCCAACCGCCCAGGUUCAACAUCUACAGCCGCCUUUAGGGCUAGAGUCAACGCCGGAGCUGUCGGUGGUCGUGGAGCCAACAACAAAGUAGUUAGACCUACAGUCGGUGGUCCUGGAGCAAACGGCCGACCUACUGAAACUUCAGGCCGAGAUGUCACAUCCACGGUCAGAGCAAACGGCCGACCUUCUGAAACCUUAGGCGGAGAUGUCACAUCCACGGUCAGAGCAAACGGCCGACAGACUGAAGGUGCAUCAUCCCAUUCUUCUAACCCAUCUUCAUCUCAGAACACAGUUUCUGUCUCUAGAACCAGUCUUCCGGCACAGUAUCCACCAUCGACACAACCGCCUACAGCUUGUCAAUUCUAUUCUCCGAUUCAGAACCAUCAACCUCCUCCUCUUGUGCAAGUUGUUGAGCCGUUGCUUCCAGAAGAUCCCAUUCCCGAGCAAGAAGAAUACAAUGGUCAGUUUCCCGACAAUGAUCUUGAUUUCGAGGAAGAAGAUGAGGUUGAAGCUCCCAACCCAGAGGCACAAGACUUUGAACAGCUGUUGGAUGACCAAAUGCAUCGUCCUGGUCGAGAGCAGCUUGUUCGGUUGUCUGAGCAUCCAAUCCCCGACGUGAAGAUGACAUGGUACAACUGGGAUAUUGGGAUUACACCGAUUGUGAGGAAGUAUUUUAUGACAAUUGCCACAAAACGAAUGAGAGGCAUAGUUAGUCAAGCUAAGAACAGUGGUCAAAGGCCAAUUUGGAUCACACCUACGCUUUGGGCUUUAAUGUGGCAACAUUGGAACACUCCUAAGUCAAUUGCGAGGAGUUCUACUGCUUCACAGUGCCGCAACUCUGAUCGUGGUGGUCUAGGAAUUGCAAAGCAUGUUUCUGGGCAGAAAUCCUACUUGAGAGUUCGACGUGAAAUGGAGGUGGAAUAUGGUCGUCUCGUAUUGUUUGGAGAAGUGUUUUUGGAGACACAUACAAAGGAAGAUGGAACCUUUGUUGAUUACAAAGCGCAACAAGUUGCUGAGGCAUAUUUGAAGUAG